Lachancea sp. 'fantastica' is the source of this 1725-nucleotide messenger RNA. The record is from the annotation of a GenBank genome assembly. Lineage: Eukaryota; Fungi; Ascomycota; Saccharomycetes; Saccharomycetales; Saccharomycetaceae.
AUGAGUUCCUCGACGCCUUCCGGCAGUCUGGAAUUGCAUUCCUUCAACGUCUCCAAAGACGAAAUCAAACCGGCUGCGCUUCACAAGGAAGACGUUUAUGAGGACCCAGGCCAACCCAAAUACGAUUUGGAGCUCGAAGGACCCCGCACCCACGCUCUACUAGAAGACAGACUCGCUCUAGACCAAGAAAUCGAACAGCUCGACCAGCUCGGCGACUCCUUCAAGCGCGAACGCUCCAUAUGGCAAACAAUAGGCACUCUGGAUAUGGGCGUCGACUUCAAAGACAAAAAAUACAUGGUGUACAUGCUGGGUGCGUUUGCGUCCGCCGCCGGAAUCUUGUCAGGAAUCGACCAGUCCAUCAUUUCGGGCGCCUCGUUCGGCAUGAACGAUAUGCUCAAACUUACGGAACACCAGUCCUCGUUGAUCUCAAGUCUGAUGCCUCUCGGCGCCAUGGCAGGCUCCAUCCUGAUGUCCCCCCUUAACGAAUGGUUCGGCCGUAAAUCCUCCAUCAUCAUCUCCUGUGUCUGGUACACAGUGGGCGCCAUUCUGUGCGCAGCAGCCACCAACCACCACAUCAUGUACGCAGGUCGUUUCAUUCUCGGUGUCGGUGUCGGUAUCGAAGGUGGUUGCGUUGGUAUUUACAUUUCCGAAUCCGUUCCUGCAAACGUUCGUGGUAACCUGGUGUCCAUGUAUCAAUUCAACAUUGCUCUCGGGGAACUUUUCGGAUAUAUCAUUGGUGUCAUUUUCUUCGAUGUCCAUGGCGGCUGGCGUUUCAUGGUCGGGUCGUCUUUGGUUUUCUCCACCGCUCUGUUCAUUGGUUUGUUCUUCUUGCCCGAAUCUCCACGUUGGCUACUUCACAAAGGUCGUGUUGGCGAAGCCUGGAAUGUUUGGAAACGUCUCAGAGAUGCAUCCGAUGACUCCAACAAAGUGGAAUUUCUCGAAUCCCGUCAAGCUGCGCAACAAGACGAAGAGCUUCGCAAGGGUGAAUCUCGUUUCCAAAACUGGUUCGAUUUGGUUCGCAUUCCUCGUAACAGACGUGCUCUAGUUUACGCCAUAAUGAUGGUCUCCCUGGGUCAAUUGACAGGUAUCAAUGCGGUCAUGUACUACAUGUCUACUUUGAUGCACGAAAUCGGGUUCAGCCACAAGAGAUCGGUUGCUAUGUCUAUGGUUGGUGGUGCUGCUUUGCUGAUUGGUACCAUCCCAGCUAUCCUGUGGAUGGAUCGUUUCGGAAGACGUGUGUGGUCGAUGAACCUGGUUCUAUUUGCCGUUGGCCUGGUACUAGUCGGUGUUGGAUAUAAAAUUAACCGUGAAACGAAUUUGCAAGCUGCUGAGGGUGUUUACUUGACCGGACAGAUUCUUUACAACAUGGCAUUUGGUUCUUAUUCUGCUUUGACAUGGGUUUUGCCAUCGGAAUCGUUCUCUUUGGCUACCAGAUCUGUCGGUAUGACCGUGUGCUCCACUAUGCUGUACCUCUGGAGUUUCACCGUCACUUACAACUUUGAGCGUAUGCAACACGUUAUGACAUACACCGGUUUGACUUUAGGUUUCUAUGGAGGUAUUGCCAUUGUCAUUGGUAUUCCAUACCAAUUGUUAUGCAUGCCAGAAACCAAAAACAAGACUUUGGAAGAAAUCGACGAUAUCUUCUCGAUGCCUACAAGAUCUCUAAUGAAGGAGAACGUCGUUAAUAUGAAGAGAACUUUUAGAAGAUUGACUUCUAGAUCUUGA